AUGACGGAUACAGCGCGGUGGAAGGCCACAGUCCAUGUCAGUGGCCUCGCGACAAUGGCGUCCGUGGCGACACUUCACGACGCAUUUCUUCCCUUCGGCGACAUCGCAGACGUCUCGCUUCCUAAGAACGAAAAUCCAAAUUCGAACACGACAGAACCACAUCGUGGCUUCGCGUACGUGGAGUUCGAAAAUGCAGAUGAUGCGAAGGAGGCAAUAGACAACAUGGACCAGUCUGAGUUCUUUGGGCGGGUUAUCAAGGUCACGGCAGCCAAAAUACCAAAGAGUGCUGACGAGGGACUGGGAAGCAAAAAGGCAGUCUGGGAGCAGGAGAGCUGGCUGGCAAAAAAUGCCGUCAGUGAGGAAGAUAGACUGGCCGCAGAACAAGCCCAAGAUGCUGGAGAUACGAGGGCGGAGGACCCGAUGCAAGGCCUUGAGGGCCUGGAUGUCGCUGGUCCUCGCCCAGCUUAG
Molecule: messenger RNA, 468 nt
Organism: Diaporthe amygdali
Lineage: Eukaryota; Fungi; Ascomycota; Sordariomycetes; Diaporthales; Diaporthaceae
Product: peptidyl-prolyl cis-trans isomerase e
Exons: 2
Coding region: 1-468 (155 amino acids)
Molecular function (GO): RNA binding
Source: RefSeq, a predicted model, not a curated record